AUGACGCUGGACGUGGAGAUGAGCGAUAGCGUCGCCGCUGUCAAGCACAAGGUGCGUGACAAGGAGGGCACCCCACCCGAGCAGCAGCGCCUGAUCUUCGCGGGCAAGCAGCUAGACGACGACCGCACGGUGGCGGACUGCGGCAUCCAGAAGGAGGACACGCUGAACCUUGUAGUGAAGCAGAGAGAGAGCGUCAACAUUGGCGUCGAGCGGACCUACGCCGGACACCGGGGCGGCAGCAUGCAGAUCUUUGUGCGCACGCUCACGGGGGGAACAAACAUGACGCUGGACGUGGAGAUGAGCGAUAGCGUCGCCGCUGUCAAGCACAAGGUGCGUGACAAGGAGGGCACCCCACCCGAGCAGCAGCGCCUGAUCUUCGCGGGCAAGCAGCUAGAGGACGACCGCACGGUGGCGGACUGCGGCAUCCAGAAGGAGGACACGCUGAACCUUGUAGUGAAGCAGAGAGAGAGCGUCAACAUUGGCGUCGAGCGGACCUACGCCGGACACCGGGGCGGCAGCAUGCAGAUCUUUGUGCGCACGCUCACGGGGGGAACAAACAUGACGCUGGACGUGGAGAUGAGCGAUAGCGUCGCCGCUGUCAAGCACAAGGUGCGUGACAAGGAGGGCACCCCACCCGAGCAGCAGCGCCUGAUCUUCGCGGGCAAGCAGCUAGACGACGACCGCACGGUGGCGGACUGCGGCAUCCAGAAGGAGGACACGCUGAACCUUGUAGUGAAGCAGAGAGAGAGCGUCAACAUUGACGUGAGCGCGUCAGUGUGA
This is a messenger RNA of Emiliania huxleyi CCMP1516, 780 nucleotides long. RefSeq lists its product as hypothetical. Gene Ontology annotation, molecular function: ubiquitin protein ligase binding; protein tag activity. The transcript has a single exon. The record is from RefSeq and is a predicted model, not a curated record. The coding region runs from base 1 to 780 and encodes 259 amino acids. Gene Ontology annotation, cellular component: nucleus; cytoplasm. Lineage: Eukaryota; Haptophyta; Isochrysidales; Noelaerhabdaceae. Gene Ontology annotation, biological process: modification-dependent protein catabolic process; protein ubiquitination.